Cantharellus anzutake is the source of this 996-nucleotide messenger RNA. RefSeq lists its product as uncharacterized. The record is from RefSeq and is a predicted model, not a curated record. The coding region runs from base 1 to 996 and encodes 331 amino acids. Lineage: Eukaryota; Fungi; Basidiomycota; Agaricomycetes; Cantharellales; Hydnaceae. The transcript is spliced from 2 exons.
AUGUACCUGGGCACUCUCAACCCCAGGUUGUUCCCUGACACCCAGACAGUUUUUGGCGAUUAUGAGAUUAGCCCUGAAUGUGAGGGAAUAGAGGAGGAUACUAUUAAGGCAAUAGAUGUGAUUUCCAGUGGUCUGAAAUCUGCUGUCAUUGCAGAUGAUUACCAGCAAUGGUUGAUCUUUGCAAGUGAAUAUGUUGAUACUGUCAUCUGGUUUGCACAUCAAGAAGCUUUGUGGAACCAUUGGGAUGAGGGCAUAGGAUUUAACACAUGUUAUGAUGUGUUUGAGUGGCUGGAUUCAGUGCAUCACCGAUGGAUUUCAAUUCCAAUGCAGUGCUUGUAUGCACUGGCCUGUGAACGUUAUUUGAAGUCACUCCCCACAGAAUCCCUUGAUCCACCAGCACUCCUCACUCCCCAACAGCCUCUUUCCCCUCUCCCACUUGGGUUCACUAAACCCACACCUGCUGUCACAUCAAUACCUGCCUCUAAGCCCCAGCUGAAUCCCAUUGCUGCAAGCUCUGAUGCCAAUGCAUUGCCAGCUGUGGCUCAGCCUUCACCCAUGCCUGCUGAACCAAUUCUGCCAACUCCAACACUGACUCUGGAGAGUCCAAAAAGCCAUUGUCAUCGCCAAGGCCAGAAGAAGCACCAAUCUGAACAGCAUCGACCUUCUGUUUCCACUUUCAAUACUCCCCAUUCCCCUUCCACUGCUGUUCCAUUCCCAAUUGUCCUCUCACUCCUCCUACCACCCUCACCUUCCGUCCCUCUCCUGCCUUACCUCCAUCCACUGCAAUACCUACCUUCAGAUGUGACCCCACUCCUCUCAUCACCUCCUCUACCCACUCCUCUAAUCACUCUCCUCCCUCCUCCCCUCUUCUGCCAACCUCCGCCAGUUACAACCUUCCACCACAGUCCCAUACCCCAUACUCAGACACUGCUCGUACCUUCACUCCAAGAUCCUGUCAUGGUUCCAACCUCGGACUUUGACUCCACCUCAGCUUAA